Molecule: messenger RNA, 525 nt
Organism: Sorex fumeus (smoky shrew)
Lineage: Eukaryota; Metazoa; Chordata; Mammalia; Eulipotyphla; Soricidae
Gene: NDUFC2
Product: NADH:ubiquinone oxidoreductase subunit C2
Exons: 3
Coding region: 43-405 (120 amino acids)
Biological process (GO): mitochondrial electron transport, NADH to ubiquinone
Cellular component (GO): mitochondrial inner membrane
Source: RefSeq, a predicted model, not a curated record
CUGCAGCGGCGGCCGGGGCGGUAGACAGGGAAGGGCGCCAAGAUGAUGAGCGGAAGGCCCGGCCGGGAGCCCUUGAAGUUCCUGCCCGACGAGGCCCGGAGCCUGCCGCCGCCCAGACUCAACGACCCGCGACUCGUCUACGCGGGACUCCUGGGUUACUGCUCGGGCCUGAUCGACAACGCCAUCCGCCGGCGGCCCGUGCUGCGCGCGGGUCUGCACCGCCAACUUUUGUAUGUCACCUCCUUUGUUUUUGUUGGAUAUCAUCUUUUAAAACGACAAGACUAUCUGUAUGCUGUGAGGGACCAUGAUAUGUUUGCCUAUAUAAAGUCACAUCCGGGGGAUUUUCCUGAAAAAGAUAAGAAAACUUACGGUGAAAUCUUUGAAGCGUUCCAUCCAGUGCGUUAAAAUCUCUGAAACACUUGCUCUGAUUUCGCUGUUUGUCUCCAAAUUUUAUGGGAUUUAUUGACAUCUGAAGUUUAUGUGAAUAUGUGUAUUCAUGCAUUGUGAUUAAAAUGGUAAUCAUGA